GCACGCCGAUUGAGAUGCAGAUACCAGUCGGCCGCCGCCGCUGCCGCGACUCACGCUCCGAGACCACGACCGGCCACGAGUUCUACCUCCAGACCCCGACGCUUCCAGUUCCGAUAGACCCCGCGCCUACCGAGGCAGUCCCCGGGCACGUACCUCCUAUCCCGGCGCCGUCGCCACGCUCCCAGUGUCGGUGGUGAGAAGUGAGCUAACGAAUCGCUAACAGUAACAGUGCUAAAAGCUUUGUCGGCAGUAGGCGUCAAGGAGUUUCCCGACGCAACCCAACCGGUUUCUCUCUUACUUAGUCGUUAAGGAUCAUAUUCAAUCUGUGCCAAAAAAAAACUGAAAAUACAUAGGUGAAAACACGGUGAAGUGUCUACUACCUUUUCUCAAGGAGACGGAAGAAAAUCUUUAAUUGUCGAUUGAAGUCAUGGAGGCACACAAUUUUCAUCGAACUGGAGGCGGCAAACCUCAUAGAUGUUAUCUAGUGGCCUCUCGGUGGAGGGUAUAGGGCAUGUUCUCCCCCUGCACAGUGUCGGGAGUUACCCUAGCUUCCUGGCGGCCCAUCAAGCCCAUCACCACCACCCGCACCCAAUGACGUUUAUGGAGCCGUACCUCAAGUCGGAGCUGAGGCCGCCCGUGCCUGAGUUCAUCCGGCCCCUGCCCAAACCCAUAGUGCCAUCCACCAAGUACAACAGCGUCCUGGGCAGUCCCUCCGCGGCGCGAACCCUCCACUCCCACCCCCGCCAACACCCGCACCCCCACCCUCACCCCCACUCCAUCCAAAAUCCCUUCGGCUCCCUGUACCCGAGCCACUACAUCCCGCUCCAGCUCUCCCGCGAGCAGAACCUCGCUCCGUCCACGGUACCCAUCGAGCAGUUCCCCGCCUCGCAGCCGUCCGCCAACUCCCCCGCCACCGCCUACUCACCCCCCGCGCUACCCUCCCCGUGCCCCUCCUCCUCCUCCACGUCCUCCUCGUCGUCCUCCUCCUCCUCCCCCUCCACGUCGAAACCCCCAGCGCCCAAAGACCUGCGACGGCCUCUGAAGGCAGUGCACGGCCCCAACUCGAGCGGGAGGGAAGGCUCCCUCAAGCACCGGAUCCUCACGAGGCCGGAGUCGAAGGUGCCCAAGGUGGGGUCCUCGUCGAUGCCCUCGUCGUCGGCGGCCGCGGCCCCGGUGACGCCCACGUCGACGUCGUCGUCGACGUCGCCCUCGCCGUUCAGCCAUGGCGGCGUGGCGACGGCGCCCAACUUCAGCCGCGGCUCCCUCAUCCAGCUGGCCAACGGGGAGCUGAAGAAGGUGGAGGACAUGCAGGCCGAGGACUUCAUCAACUCGGCCAAGAAGAGCCCCGAGCUCUGCCUGGACCCGAGCACUGUCGUCCGGAUCGACGAAUCCACGCUCACCCGCCGGGGCACCACCAUCCUCACUCUGAGCCACGGCAACAGUCGCAACGAGGUGGAGCUGGAGUCAGCGAUGGAGCAGCCGUUCUUCGUGAUGGGGCACGGGUGGGCCUCGUGCUCGCCGGACGUGACGUUCCGCAAGUACGGGCUGGAGUGCCACAAGCUCCAGGUGGGCGACGUCUGCAUAUCCCUGUCCCCGCGGCCGAGCGAGCCGGGGCCGGCAGGGGCGAGCCAGAGCCAGGAGCGCGAGCGGGACCAGAGGCGGCGGAGCAAGAAGAGCCCCGCGCAGGGCGGCAAGAGCGAGGCGCAACCCGGGCAGCCCGGCNGAUUGUUCUCGGAGAGUAGUUUAAAAAUAGUGCUCUACACGGAGAAAAGGGCAUCCGUGAAUGGAGGUAUCGUUUUCAAGAAAGCAACUACUGUCAAGUUGAGUCGAAAAAUCGAAUUUUCGACGGGAAACAAGAGUGCCAGGUUAAUGUUUUUGUUCUUUUGCCACCAGGUGGAGCUGGAGUCGGCGAUGGAGCAGCCGUUCUUCGUGAUGGGGCACGGGUGGGCCUCGUGCUCGCCGGACGUGACGUUCCGCAAGUACGGGCUGGAGUGCCACAAGCUCCAGGUGGGCGACGUCUGCAUAUCCCUGUCCCCGCGGCCGAGCGAGCCGGGGCCGGCAGGGGCGAGCCAGAGCCAGGAGCGCGAGCGGGACCAGAGGCGGCGGAGCAAGAAGAGCCCCGCGCAGGGCGGCAAGAGCGAGGCGCAACCCGGGCAGCCCGGCAAGGACCUCGCCAGCGCCAGCAAGGAGAACGUCGCCUGCAAGAAGCGCCGCUGGUCAGCGCCCGACCAGUUCUGCGACGAGGAGGGCCUCCCGGUCCUCGGCAACAGACCCCCCUCGCAGGACUCCGGGGUCGCCCUCCACAGGGCUCACGGCUCCAGGAGCAAGUAGCCCGCCCACCUCCGUUUCCCCUAGUACCCCAAUCACGAACCUGAUAGACUCAUUUAGUGACUACGUCUUUCGAUAAUAUCGAACUCUUGGUUCAAACCAAAAUAAACUAACGUAACUUCGUGUAAGUUCUUAACAGGACAAGGAUCGUUCAGACAUUGGCGGAUCCAGCGAAUUGGCAACACUGCUUUUCCCCAUUUAAACCUAUGGAAAUAUAUAGAUUCCUGGAGGGGCCAAGUGCUCCAAAAUAAAUCGAUUCUUUAGCAUAGGUUUAAAUGGAGGAAAUCCGGUGUUGCCAAAUUGCUGAGUCCGCCCCUGCGUUUAGGCAAUAUUUGGACGAUCGUAGAAUCAUAGAAUCUCCCCUUCGCCCGGAUUGCGGCGUGGUCGACACCCCGGAACACGUCUCUUUUAUUUUUAAGAGAUUUGCUAAAGAGAGAAGUGAAAUUGAAAAAAAAAACUAAAAGAAAACUUAGACAUAAACAGAAUUAUAGAAAAAAAUUUAAAAACUGCAAAAUGUAUUAUAAUGUAUAGAAAUUAAAAACAAAGAUUUUAAAGAAAAUAGAAAUAAAGAAAGGAAAAAAUUCCGAUGUUAUGCUAGAAGACGGUGCCGGAGUGUCGACCUCACGAGCGAAUUAGUGUUGGGAAAGAAAAAAAAGAAAGGAGAAGAAGAAAAAAAACUUUAUGUACGAAUUCUUAAUGACUUAAUUGUGUUAAAUUAUUAAAAUGUAGUCACUGACCUGUCAUAAAUCAAUUAAAGGAUCAUUAAACACGAGAAAUUUCGAUUGCAAGAAACACCUCUGGACGCAUUUUACCACCAUGGCGCAAAAGGCGCGAAUCAGAAACAAAGUUCGGUGUUUGUUUACAUUUGAACCAAGGGUUCGAUAUUAUAUCCAAUGACGUAGCUAAUAAAUCAGACUAUUGUCCCCCCCCCCCCCCCCCCCCCAGGCGACCAGAGAUUUGAGCUCAUCUGUCAAGAAUCAUGGAGCCAGGCUCUCCCAUGGAAAAAGCCAGAGGCUAUAUAUUUUAGAGACUAUCUUCCCUUUAGUAUAAAAUUCCAGGUCAAUAGAUCAGCUCAAGUCUACGGUAGCGAUGGUUAAAAUUUUUAUUAGAAUCUGACUUUUAAUAUAAUAAAAUAUGCUAAGAAAAUAAUCUCUCCCAAUUUCUUAUGUAAGCAUGCAGUCACAUAAAACUUUCCAUGUGUUGCUUUCCUUCCUUGCAAUAAUGACAAGAAUAAUCUUUGUAGGAAUUUACUUCCGUACAUAUGCAUAUAUUCAUUGAAAGUAUUUGGUUAGAUUACCCACUGCGUUGAUAGGUUGUAUGUAAAGAGAAGUAUUUAUUUUUUUAAUCUAAUAAUCAAUCCAUGCCGACUUUUCAAUCACAAAACUUGUUCUGGCUCUGCUUCAAAGCACAUCCGUUUAAAUAAAUGUAUAACUUCUCACUGUACGAGAAUUAUUUUUGUAAGCCUCAAAUAAUUCAGGGAGAUUACUGUUACCUCAAGAAUUAUUUUUGCUCCAUUCGGAUAUACUUUGACAUAGGUAGUAUCCUAUAAAUAGUAAAGCUCAUUUAACCAAUUGUAAAAUUUUCAAAACUGGAUUCUGGUGCUUCUACUAAUUUUGAUUCCAUCAUACGCGACAUCACCAAUGAAUAUACCUGCUCCUUUUGAUGCAUUUCCUACGUUCUCUGGUUGCCCAAAAUUACACGUUUUACAUUUUGCAGAGAACAAGCGUACUCAAGGUAAUUAUACGAUACUAAAAAUGAAUUAUACGAUACUAAAAAUGAAUUUUAAGAUUACCUCAACGACAGAAAAACAAAAAGUAAAGGGCAGAAGCCCUUACAAAUUGUGCUAUUUUCCUCUCUAUCUCUUUUCAUGCAAAUCAACGCGUUGCAUUGGUAACUGUUGCCGUAAAGGCACGUGGGGAGCUUGUUGCCUACUCGGCAAUUGAAGGCGCGCAGCUCAGCACACAUUGAAGCAUUUAAAUCUAAACCCCGCUUUUCAUUUAUUAUUAUUAUUCUAUAAUUUACUUUGUUGGUUUUUCUCGAGCCAAUCAAUUUAGAGUUAUUCAGCUAUUAAUCUACUCUGAUUAGUAUCGAAUGUACUUAACAGUUUCCUAAUUGUAAGUUAAUAAGUUGUACAAUUCUUAUUACUGAAAUGAAUCGCUCAGAAGGAGGGGCUCUAGUUUAUAAUAUGCAUAUUGUAUUUUCUGAAUCAAGACUGAUUUUUAGAGCAAGACUGCGUAAUUUCGUUUAUGUAUUUUCAUGUUUGUCACUCUGACACAAACAACAGUGAACUCUAUGUGUGAUUUGUAAUAAUAAUUGUAGGAUACGUACCUACUUUGAUGUCUUGAAUUUUACCAGUAUCUACUGACUACCUAGAGGGGAAAUUAGAAGUAAGAUCUAGUUUGAGAUUAGUUGUAACCCUCCCAUCUUUGUCAAACUUUUUAACUUGUGAUAAAGCAGAGGCAUGCAUUUUUUAAGUACUUACUCCUCUAUUUUCUCUGACUGCACAACCUAUGAAUAAAUUUUAAAAACCCUGAGCUGAAAGGGUUAAUUGCAAUGUAGCAUUACAAAACAUCAUUUGACAAUUUGGUUAGGAAUUUAAAAAAAAAAAUAAUAAGGACUACUUAACUACUGAAAGUUUCUAAAUUAUGUCAAAUGAAGAUUUACAAAAAUCGGUAUAUUUUUCUGAUUAUGCCAUAAGUUUUAAAUUUAGCACCUCCCUUUUCUUGAUCGGCGAUAUAGCAAUGAGUUUGAGAGUCUUGAGUUUUGAAUUGCGAAUGAGCUCGUCAGAGACGCUCAGAAAUAAAAAAAAUUCAAUACUCCAAAAAUAAAUGAUUCAACAUACACACUGUCAUACCAGGGUAGAUUGCAGAAUGGACAUCGAACGAUGCCAAAUUUCUUUUGAUAUACAGCGAAUUUUCAGGGAAACCUGUCAACAUUUUUCUUCAACUUUCUCAGACAAUUUUCCUCUAAAUUGAAUCCGAAUAAUUUGAAAGUUUCAUUCAAGAUAUUCAUAAAUUUCGUCUAAAAUCAGCAUUUUAUCAUGAAAAAUUUGGCAACGUGUUAAUGUAUAUACGGUGUUCUCUCUUAGCACAGCAGCACAGGGUUCCUGCAAGUUCUUCGCUCUUACUCACUUUUGAGUUUCCCCAAAAGCAUAUACCUAAAUUUAACCUGGACCCGUCUUUUCAUGAAAUCUUCUUUUUGAAAGUUUAUCAAGAUGUAUGAAAUUAUAGCGGUUCAUCCCAAUACGGUGAAUUUAAACCGUUGGCUGCUUUUAAGAGCUCAAAUUUAAAACCCGUAUUUUCUUCCUCUUUCUUUGCUUCAUUUGAAAUUCAUUUUCGCUCGAGUCGCAGUAUCUAACUUUAAAUCAUCGUUGUUUAAAAUUUGCAGAAACUCUAUGAAUGUUGAAUUUUGAUCAGAUAAAUUUAUUUUUAAAUAUUGUAAAUAUGAACACAAACUCGCUGCAAUCACAGAUUUAGUUUUAUUGCAUGAUGACCCUCAUGUAUUGUGCGAUAUGUACAAAAAUAUGCUUACAUGUAAUGAUCUUGUAUAUUUUUUUAAUGAAUUUCACAUGUCUUUUUGCAAACACAUGUUGUUUACAGGGAAUGCAAGUAACUCUAAAUCCAUAACUUGUUUAACCAAAGGUUGAAAAAGUCUUGUGUCAGUUGUCAUUCUAGCUCUGCUGGCCCAUUUUUCGUUCUUUUGGCAGACUAACCCGACUUUUAUUCCUAUAUUCUUUUCUCCUUCUUUUUUUCGAAAAAUAGCUCUGCUAGUUACUCUUUUGCUCAAAUUCAGCAUCAUACACUAAACUCAUGGGAAAUAUCAUAAACUUCACAAUGAACGUCCGAGCUUUGUAUUUCACAUAUUUAUCGAAACGAAGGCAACUUUUCUAAAGAGAAUAUUUUGUGAUGAAACCUCAUCAGGAAUAGCAACUUAAUCCCUUAUUUUACUUUUUGACUGGAGUCAAUAUUUCAUGAGGUGUCUGUAAGCUCAGAGGAUGAAAUUCACGAUAAGGAAUCCUGCAGAAUUUUUUCGCUCCUACCAUCUCAACUCCAUAAAACAGGCUAAGACUUUUCCUCCUUUUUUUAUCUUUCUAUUGAGUGACGUAUUAUCGAGGCACAAUACGUUGUUUAGACACAGAACGUCGCAUCGCUUUCUGUUAGUUCUCUCGUGAAGAUUUAAUCAAUUUUCUUUUAUUCACUCGUUUGUUUAUCCUUUAUAUAUACUUAAAUUUGAGAUUCCCGUCAAACAGAAUCGAAUUGGCUCUUCCAAAAGGCUUCCGUUGGUCAAACCGAAUUUGCCGUUCGUGUAGCCGGAGUUUCCUGCUGAACCAAUUUACACUGAGAUUUGGAUUGCUCGAGUCGAGAGGUCGAUUGCAUGAACCGAAAGUUCAGUUUGACAAACUGAAUAGAAUGGCCGAAUCUGAACAUCGCCCACAACGGUUUAUGCGACGAAAACCCAUUUUGUUCCGGCACUUCACGUAUCUGUUUGUUGGGUGUCAUUCCGAAAUGUUGAGUAGUGUUUUAAAAGAGCCAAUUCAACGAAGUUCCAUGUCUAUUUGUCCGUGUGAUACACGAUCAUGCAAUUGUUAUUUCCGACUGAUUCGUUGUCAGGACCACGGUGUCAGAUUCGGCAGAAAAUCUCUUGUGAGCCUGAAUCAUCGAACAUGAUAACAUCCCAUUUAUCGCCGAGUUGAUGGAUGUGCAGUGCACUGACCCUUUAUCUUACAGGAACAAAACACGUAACGAACAUCGGGCCGCAAUUAAAACGUACGCAUUUGCCCUCGAACGUCUGAUCAUUGUGGUGUCACGGUUUAUUAAUUUUCAAAAAAAUAAAAAAAAUCAUCACAGGGCAAACGAUCUCCAAAUCUUGUGAUAGAAGGUACCUUACUUGGUAUGAGUAUGAAUGCCAUACCUAAUAGACUUUUUUACGAUACUCGGCUUGACUGGAGCAAAGGAGUGAUGAGAUGAUUCGUUGCUUAAGUUGUUAGUUAUUUAAGAAAUACCUAUCCUCAGGAAUGCAGAGAUUAGCCAUAGUAUUAGGCACGUGGUCUUGACAAAUGAAACGUAUUCUCAAAAAGACUGCUCGUAGAUAAGUAUAUCGUUUAAAUUCUCUCAUUAAUGUUUUGGAGCGCAAAAAUCGCAGCCGCCAGCGACUGUGUUAGUGACUCUUCAUUUGUUGAUCAAUAUUUCAUUUUAUUCAUCGACGUUUGCAACAAACAUUUCCUUUGCUUCUUUCUUUCUUUUUCCCUCAGUCACGUAUUAAUAUAUGAGGAAAAUGAAGAUGAAAAGGCAGGACUGGAAAAAUUAAAUUUUCUUCGAUAAGAGAUCUGCUGAAUGACCUUAUUUUAAAAAUUUAUACUUUCAAAGUAUAUAAAGGACGUUGAAUAUGAUUUUGUAUUGAAUGAUUUUUCUGAUAAGAAUUUAUGCGCGUACGAUCUCGAAUUAAAGCUUAUCUUUCAUUCCUGAUUUGUAUAAAAUUUGUGUUUUUUCUUUUGUUCUAUUUCCUUUUUUCUAAAAAAAGAGAGAAAAAGUUAUAAUUUUUGUUAGAUGUGUACAAUAUAAUUAAAACCAAUGUAAUGACAUAACCCAAAUGGAAAAUUUUAAAAUAAAAAUGUGUCCAUGCGAACGUGA
Messenger RNA from Bemisia tabaci, 7958 nucleotides. NCBI's taxonomy places the organism in Eukaryota, Metazoa, Arthropoda, Insecta, Hemiptera, Aleyrodidae. The record is from RefSeq and is a predicted model, not a curated record.